Molecule: messenger RNA, 1857 nt
Organism: Mesorhabditis spiculigera
Lineage: Eukaryota; Metazoa; Nematoda; Chromadorea; Rhabditida; Rhabditidae
Source: the annotation of a GenBank genome assembly
AUGAAGGAAAUAACGUAUCAGGUCGAGGGACGGAAUGUGCUGCGCAACGAUGCUCGCUGUAAACUUCGUGCCCCGGUGGCCGAUUUGAUAGCCAUGGUGUUCAACGAGAACUUUUUGAAGGAGCGUAUGCUGGAAUUUCACAUCGACGCCGAGAAAAUUACGGGCACCGGCAACCUGAUGCGCCGCAUUGAACGAGCCUACGAGGCGUUGGACAGAAUUCGGGAUGCGGCCAUCCAAGAAAAGACCGACGAGCGAUUGGCAAGGUUGGAGAGAAGCACGAUCGCGUUUUACGAACUAAUCCCGCAUCACGAGCGAGCGCCGCUCGACACCGAGGAGCUGAUCGAUAAAAAAAUUGAGCAACUCGGCGAGCUGAUCGAGUUGGCCGAAAUCGAGCAGAUGAUGGAUAAGCACGGCAGCAAAGAACCACGGCAUAUUCUCGACCAACUCUACGACCAUAUCAAGUGUGAUAUUGUGCCACUCCAACGGGAGGAGGAUGAUUUCAAGAUGAUCGAGCGCUACAUUUUGGAGUCGGGCAACUCGCAGUAUGGCGACUUCAGAUGUUAUGAUGUUGCGGCGGCAUUCUCGCUUCGACGCGGCGGCGAAGAUGCGGCAUUCCGGAAAGAUUUGCCUAACCGAACAUUACUCUGGCACGGCUCGAACGUCGUCAACUACUGCGGAAUCUUCACACAAGGCCUCAGGAUUGCUCCCAAGGAAGCGGCGUACAUCACCGGUCAAGCCUAUGGCCGCGGCCUCUACUUCUCCGACAACUUCAACGUGUCGAUGGGCUAUUGCCGGGUGAAAGCGGAUGAGGAGCCGCUGAUUUUGUUGUGCGAGGUGGCGCUGGGAAAGAGCCGGAACUUCCACACUGGCGGCGGCUACCACUCGGAUUCCGGAAAGUCAUCAUGGAAUUCGACGUUUGUGGGUUUCGGCGACAAGCAUACAAUCCCAACGAGGAUCCUGCGAGCUUUCCCCCACGUCGACCGCACUUCAACGACAGAAAAGCCGCUGCGCCAGAAUUUUUACGUCGUGCCCAAGACGGAUCAGGCCCGUCUCCGCUUCAUCAUUCGGCUGCGGUUGAAGCCCGGCGCGAACCAAGCACUCGAUCUCGUUCAAGCAGCUGCUCUUGUGCUGCUUGGAUUUUUAGCCACUUUUGGAGUGUUGCUAAUCGUCGUGUUCCUCUUUCACCGCUGCAUGGAAAAGCUCGGGUAUAACGACAACACCAAGCGGUUCGAGCUACCGUCUUUUGAAAACUACAAAGUCGUCGAGGAAGACGAAAAUGAGAACAAGCGCAAAAGUUUUCAAUCGAUCCUCGUCCACUCGGAACUGAUAAAAAUGCAGGGUGAUGAAGAGGUCCUAUCCCCACUGGGUCUCGACAAAAAGCAACGCCGAGACCCCUCAAUAUUGGCGUCGCCAGCAAAUGGUAUGGGGCGGACGGCCCAGUUAAUUUUUAUUGUCCUCCUCGUCCAGCAGACCGUUGCCAUACAGGAAUUUGUUGCGGAAUCGUUCAGCAGCUUCGACUUUGACAGCAAGCACUCGAUCUCGUUCAAGCAGUUGCUCUUUGUGCUACUUGGAUUUUUAGCCACUUUUGGAGUGUUGCUAAUCGUCGUGUUCCUCUUUCACCGCUGCAUGGAAAAGCUCGGGUAUAACGACAACACCAAGCGGUUCGAGCUACCGUCUUUUGAAAACUACAAAGUCGUCGAAGAAGACGAAAAUGAGAACAAGCGCAAAAGUUUUCAAUCGAUCCUCGUCCACUCGGAACUGAUAAAGAUGCAGGGUGAUGAAGAGGUCCUAUCCCCACUGGGUCUCGACAAAAAGCAACGCCGGGAGUUAGCCAUGCUCCUGGGUGGCUAUGUACAU